AAAUAUAUGACUUGUAUCAAGAAAUGCCAAUGGAAAAUGAUAAACUUGAAUCUGCUGCUACAAUGACUUGUAAAGAAGAAACGAAUGAUGAUGACCUCCGGCUAAGACAAAUUUCUGAAAAUAUUUCUAAAGUAGAGUAUAUCUGA
Messenger RNA from Funneliformis geosporum, 146 nucleotides. NCBI's taxonomy places the organism in Eukaryota, Fungi, Glomeromycota, Glomeromycetes, Glomerales, Glomeraceae. The record is from the annotation of a GenBank genome assembly.